Messenger RNA from Microdochium trichocladiopsis, 381 nucleotides. RefSeq lists its product as uncharacterized. The annotation marks the transcript as partial. NCBI's taxonomy places the organism in Eukaryota, Fungi, Ascomycota, Sordariomycetes, Xylariales, Microdochiaceae. The record is from RefSeq and is a predicted model, not a curated record. The transcript has a single exon.
GUUACUGCACACUUGUGGAAUAAGCACAGUAUCCCUCUAGCCGAGCGCUUAGGACUUCCAGAGCAUAUACGCGAUCACUACUCUUCAGGCUUCCGCAAUCCUACAGAGGCAGCUCUGCCGCCGUCUAGAUCCAGGCCCCAUCCGCAUCUCCUGACCUACGAUGGCUUCAGCUGCCGCAAAUGCGUCUUCUUGACAAUAAGCUUCCAUGAGCUUACGAGGCAUAUCUCGCAGAGCCACCUCGACGGGCAAACCGCGACCCGACCGCGGAUUGGCCUACUCUACGACGAUGUCUACCUACAGUCUUGGGGAGGCGGCCCGAAUCGACGAUAUUGGACUGUAACCGAUGCAGAUGGGAAAACAGGUCGUCUAGUCCCUGGCCGC